AUGAGUUCUGUUACUUUUUUUAUUACACAAACCUACACUAAAAAUAACCGUUCGACUUCAAUACGAAGACCAGACUACUGCAUUCCCGCACCGACGCCGCCACAAUCCGUAACAUUCCAAAGAACCAUAAAGCCUGCACUGGUAGUUGGACAGUUGUUUGGGCUGAACCCCGUGUUGGGUAUUACAGAAAAUGAAGCAUCUAAAUUGAGAUUUACUAUAUUUUCGUUCAGAUUUCUAUACACAUCAGUAUCGUUGAUCGGACAAUCGGUGUUCGUAUUUUUCUGUUUUCUCAAAUUGUUCAAAGACACCGAUGCUUCACUGGGCUCAAACACGUCAAUAAUCUUCUACACAUCAAACUGUCUAACCACAGUAGUAUUUCUGCGCAUAGCAACGCAAUGGCCAAACCUUUGCCGAGAAAUAUCUAGCGCCGAAACAACCGACCCAAACAUGGACACUAAUCUAAUGAAAAAGUGUAACAGGUCCUGCGUAAUCGUCCUUAUUCUAGCUUUACUAGAACACACGCUAGCAGAUCUAAAAGGGAUAGCAACAGCAGUGGACUGUGAACCACAUCGACCGCUGUACGAAGGAUUCAUCAUUCACAGCUUCCCUUGGAUGUUUAGUAUCAUCCCUUAUAAUACAGCCCUCGGAUUUUUUCCCAUGUUGUUUAUUAACCUGCAGUGCACUUUCAAUUGGAACUUUGUUGACCUAUUCAUAAUAUGUAUGAGUCUUUACUUGGUGUCGAGGUUGGAGCAAGUAAAUAAGAGAAUAGUAGCAGUUAAAGGGAGGUAUUUACCACCGUCGUUCUGGAGGACAAUGCGAGAAGACUACAAUAGAGCUGCUCACCUCGUCAAGGUUGUUGACGACAUCAUAGGAAGUGUUAUCUUUAUAUCCUUUGCCAGUAAUCUGUUCUUCAUUUGUCUUCAAUUACUGCACACUCUUGCAGAUGGAAUAAAGCCUGUACCAAGAUGCCGAGUCGGAGUGCCAGAUAAAAGACCAUUACGAGGUUACGAGCAAGCAGUGUACUUCGUGUAUUCAUUUUUGUUCUUAGUAGCGAGAUCUGUGGCGGUGUCGCUGACCGCCUCAAGAGUUCACACGGCUAGUCGCGAGCCAGCAUACGCAUUGUACGAAGUGUCUUCGGAAACUUAUUGUAUUGAGAUCCAAAGAUUCCUGGAUCAAAUCCACGGUGAUACGGUGUCGUUGAGCGGGCUACAGUUCUUCAACGUCAAACGGGGCUUAGCGUUGACUAUUGCGGCUACAAUAGUAACGUAUGAAUUAGUACUAAUGCAGUUCACCGGAUUUACACCUACCUCACCAUCACCAACCAUUACUGCUCCGCUC
Messenger RNA from Manduca sexta (tobacco hornworm), 1338 nucleotides. RefSeq names its product gustatory receptor for sugar taste 64f-like. Gene Ontology annotation, biological process: detection of chemical stimulus involved in sensory perception of taste; sensory perception of chemical stimulus. The record is from RefSeq and is a predicted model, not a curated record. Gene Ontology annotation, molecular function: taste receptor activity. The transcript is spliced from 13 exons. The annotation marks the transcript as partial. Gene Ontology annotation, cellular component: membrane. Lineage: Eukaryota; Metazoa; Arthropoda; Insecta; Lepidoptera; Sphingidae.